Molecule: messenger RNA, 2409 nt
Organism: Babesia ovata
Lineage: Eukaryota; Apicomplexa; Aconoidasida; Piroplasmida; Babesiidae
Product: Extracellular matrix-binding ebh, putative
Exons: 1
Coding region: 1-2409 (802 amino acids)
Source: RefSeq, a predicted model, not a curated record
AUGUCCAACGCUCUCGGUAAGUUGUUCGACCAUGUCGCUCAGGACGCUCAGAAAUCUCUGUCGUCUUCCUCCGAGUCAGAUGACCCGUCCGCCGGAGAUGUUAUCUCCAGGCUUAAAGAGUUUCGGAGCUCUUUUCCGAAAGACUCUGCGAAUCUUAAUCAAAACAUUUUACAUCGUCUCUGUUCCUCCGUUGCAAAAUUUGUAGGCUAUAAGCCUCCCGGAACCUACGAUGGUUCCGGGAUUGUGUACGGCGACGCCUGCCGUCUGUGCGACGCCAUCAUAGAGUUUUUGCAUAGCGCGUUGAGUGAUGUCUAUGAAAACCAGCCGUACGUCGCUGGUAGAGCUGCGUUGAGUGGUGUGGUUGGUGAGCUUGGAAAAGCCAGGUGGCGUGGUCACCAUGGCUUCAAGACUGCCGUCCCCAAAGUGGCCGGAGGCCUCGGGGAGUAUAACAAAAAAGUCAAGGCUUCUAACGAAAAGGUCAGGAAGCCGAUUGACGACGUUAUCGCAUUUGUGAAAGAUGGUGGUGAGUUGUCUAGAGGCAUUAAUGAUUUGCAGGUGUCGGAUACAUCAACGCCUAGCCAAGAUGAGCAGACUGUGGAGGCCGCUGCGUCCUUGGUGGACCGGUGCAAAGAGGUUGCCAGGGACUUCUCCAAAAAGCUGGAGUCUGCUAAAACCGCCAUAGGUGACCUGAACCCGAAGCUGAGAUCAAAACUUGAGAACGCCAGGAAAAGCUUCUUCAAUCACGUGGGCUGGCUGAGCAAGUGGUCUCGCAAGGGUCAGAAGAAGAAGUUGGACGAGAUGAUUCAUAAAAUCAAGACAAGGCUUAGGAGGCUCGGAAAGGAAGUCAAGGAUAGAAUUAAACAAGAAGUGCACGCGCUUGUCGAAUUGUUGAAGGAGCGUGUUAGGAAGAUUAAAAGGAAGUUGGAAGACAUAAGUGAGAGCCUGGCGAAAUAUGUUCAGGAUCUGGUGAAGUGGAUGGAUGACGCAAAACUGUAUAUUAAUGAAGUAAAGAAGUAUGUUGACAAGAUAUUGGAGGAGAUUUAUGGAGACGAUAAAAAGAAGAUUGAUGAGGCCGCCGGGAAAAUUGAUAAGACACUUAGUGACAAAGUGUCGGAGCUGAAACAGUGGGCUGAGGCUGCGGACGCCGCCGUUCAGGCGGCUAAGGAGAAGGCGGAAAACGUACAUGGGAGGUUGGAUCAUAAUAAAAACGAUGCUUCAGGGACCGUGAUUGGUCAGGGGAUUGGUAAAAUUGAGGAAGCUAAAGACAAAGUUAAGCAAGUUGAUGGUCAGUUGAAACGUAUUCACAGUGAUUUAGGUAACUGGAAAAAUGCGGCAAGUGACGUCCUUGGCACAGCGGUUAAGAAGGCGACGGAAGUCCAUGGCAAGUUGGAUCCUGAUAAAAGUAAGUCGACGCUUGGUGGUAAAAUCGGAGAAAUUGAAGACGCAAAAAACAACAUUAUUAGCGCAAAUUCACAACUGAAAACACAAGUCGACAGUCUGCAUUCUUGGAUCGACACCGCCGAGGAUAUCCGUGCAAAGGCUGAGAGAAAGGCCAAGGAAGCCUAUGAUAAGUUGGAACCUCAUGAAGCUUUGAGUAAGCAAAUCGGAGAGAUUGUGACAGCGAAUAAGAAAAUUAACGAAGUUCAUAAAAGUAUGCAGGGUGUUAGUAAAAAUCUGGGGGAGUGGAAGUCUGAGGCCGGGACAGUGCUUGACGAAGCGGUAAAAAAGGCGACGGAAGUGCAUGAUGCGUUAGAUACUGAUCAAAAAAGUGACGCUGUAGGCCAUCCUGUUGGGUAUAAUAUACAGCAAAUUAGCACACACAACAACUUAAUUAAAGAAGCAAAUAACACUCUCGCCACUGAAGUCACGGCUUUAGGGAGUUGGCACAAGGCGGCGCAACAGAUUGUUUCCAAGGCGCAGCAUAAAUCUCAAGAAAUUUUGGAUAGAGUUCUUAAGGACAACGGUGAUCAAACGGUUAUUGGUGAGAAUGCUAGCAAGUUGAAAGAAAAAGCUGAGAACCUUUUGACUGCCUACAGCCAGGCGCAUGGGAAUGUUACUGGUUUAGUAAGUAAAGUUACUGAGGCCGUUAAAGAUUUGGAAGCCGGCAUGAAAGAUGAUUUGCGGAGGCUGCAAAAGGAUAUUGUGAACAGUAUGAAAAAGCAUGUUGGUGAAAUGCUUUUGCAGAUUAAGGGGCAAGUGGGACAGAUUAAGGGGAAGGAUAGGGGUGAUUGGGGAAAUUCAGGCGCCUCAGGUCUUUUGGGAAUUGAGGAGGCAGUGCAUAAUUAUGCCACUGCUUUUCGCAACAAUAAUUUUGCAGAAAUUGCCAAGGGCUGGUUGGAAGCCACAAUCUUGAGGUACAACGGCACCGUGCGGAGGAUACUCGGUAAAAAGGAUGCGUAUGAUGAGUAG